GCUUAAACGAUGAGAAGUGCUCACGCUUUCGCUGGACUCCUGCUCCUCAUCAUCAUCCAAAGCAGCUGGCAGGUGGUGCCUGACCAGGACACAGAUCGAAACUCCAUGCUGUUGACUGAAAACUCCAUGCUCAACGAACCCAUUGAGCUUUCAAACAUGAAGAGACAUUCAGAGGGAACGUUUUCCAACGACUACAGCAAAUACCUGGAGACGAGACGAGCACAAGACUUUGUCCAGUGGCUGAAGAACUCAAAAAGGAACGGGGGUCUAUUUAGACGCCAUGCAGACGGCACCUACACCAGCGAUGUGAGCUCCUACCUGCAGGACCAGGCCGCCAAGGAGUUUGUGUCCUGGCUGAAGACCGGCAGAGGCAGAAGAGAUUAAACUCAACCAGAGCACUUCUCCAGCUGUCGCCGUUCUUCUCACUGACUCUGUGCCAUUAUAUGUUUCACGAUCUGUACUAGACUUAUUCUUGCUAUUGCUAUUAAAUUCCACUCACAAGAAGCCCUGUUGGCCUUCAGCGGUUGAAUGAAAUGUUGUUAAAAGUGCAAAAAGUUAACAGUAUGUUUGAAA
Molecule: messenger RNA, 573 nt
Organism: Stegastes partitus (bicolor damselfish)
Lineage: Eukaryota; Metazoa; Chordata; Actinopteri; Pomacentridae
Gene: gcgb
Product: glucagon b
Exons: 3
Coding region: 10-384 (124 amino acids)
Biological process (GO): response to starvation
Cellular component (GO): extracellular region
Molecular function (GO): hormone activity; glucagon receptor binding
Source: RefSeq, a predicted model, not a curated record